AGAGAGUUACCAGGAUGAUAACACAUCAGUUUUAGUAGAUGAUUCCGUUGCUAUGGAUACCUUAUCAAAAGUAAAGAUCUUCUGUUGGAUAACAACAAGGGAAAAGGAAGUCCACAAUAAAAUGGCGGCAGUCAAGGCGACUUGGGCAAGACGCUGCGAUAACAGAAUGUUUGUCAUGACAACGACUAAAAAAUAUCCAAGAAAAGAAAUAGUUGACCUACACAUCAAAGAUGGCCGCGAGUAUUUGACGGAAAAGACAAUAGCGUCUUUAAAGUAUAUAUACAAACAUCAUCUGAACAAUUAUGACUGGUUUCUGAAAGCAGACGAUGAUACAUUCGUGGUGAUGGAGAACCUGAAGUUUUUGUUGUCCCACUAUAACGCGAGUGAGGGGGUGUAUGUGGGUCACCUGUUCAAGAAAUAUUCCAGCUGGGGCUAUAUGAGCGGCGGCGCUGGCUACGUGCUUAGCAGAGAGGCUGUACGACUUUUGGUGGAAAAGGGGUACAAUACAGAGAACAUGUGCCUGAAGUCUGGGAUGGACGAAGACGUGGAAAUAGCUAUCUGUUUACACAAUGUGGGAAUCGCCGUUCACAACACUCUAGACAGGUUUGGUCGUGAGUCCUUCCACGCCUUCAGCGCCCUUCGCCAUAUUGUGGGCUCCCUGCCCAAAGACGUUCAGCAGUGGGAUCGCCAUCAAUCCAAAAAGGGCAAAGAAUGUUGCAGCCAGCUGACAAUAAGCUUUCACUAUGUGGAUCCUAAACAAAUGAGGGCGCUGGAAUUUCUGUUGUAUAGGACGAGUAUCUACGGGAGAAAAACCGAACCAUUAUUUUUUAAACAUUUCUUUCAAAUAGGUGUCGUUCCCUCAUUACCUCCACAGUGGCCCUGGGCAGGCUGCAGGCGGCUGCUAAAGACAUUCACAAAGAAUAUUGCCUGGUUACGUUACUGUAGAGAGAACUGAAAUCAUGGCCAUAUUUGUUUAAUAAUCACUGAAAACACAUUUUCAGAAUAUACUUCAUAGAAAUAUCAUGUUGUGCAUACAGGUUUUGAAUACAGACACAGGUUUUC
Molecule: messenger RNA, 1062 nt
Organism: Haliotis rubra (blacklip abalone)
Lineage: Eukaryota; Metazoa; Mollusca; Gastropoda; Lepetellida; Haliotidae
Product: glycoprotein-N-acetylgalactosamine 3-beta-galactosyltransferase 1-like
Exons: 4
Coding region: 53-955 (300 amino acids)
Cellular component (GO): membrane
Molecular function (GO): N-acetylgalactosaminide beta-1,3-galactosyltransferase activity
Source: RefSeq, a predicted model, not a curated record